Molecule: messenger RNA, 900 nt
Organism: Papaver somniferum (opium poppy)
Lineage: Eukaryota; Viridiplantae; Streptophyta; Magnoliopsida; Ranunculales; Papaveraceae
Product: tyrosine-protein phosphatase DSP3-like
Exons: 1
Coding region: 54-674 (206 amino acids)
Biological process (GO): protein dephosphorylation
Cellular component (GO): cytoplasm
Molecular function (GO): phosphatase activity
Source: RefSeq, a predicted model, not a curated record
AUCUAGCUGCUGUUUAGCACUUUGGCAUUAGCUAGUUUUUGAGAAUACAGAUUAUGGGAAUAGUUAGAGAAAGGGCCGAUCAUCACCAAAACACUCCAGAGAACUUCGCGAUUGUUGAAACAGGGAUUUACAGGUGCAGUUUUCCAAAUUCUUCUAAUUUCCCCUUCAUCGAGACCCUAAACCUGAAAUCGAUUCUAUGUUUGUGUCCCGAACCAUAUCCCGAAGAGAAUACAAAGUUUUUGCAGUCUAAGAACGUUAAGCUUUUUCAGUUCGGCCUUCAGGGAACUAAAAAGGAGUCGGUUUCUGAUGAUACGAUCACCGAGGCUGUAAAGGUGUUGCUUGAUGUUAGAAAUCAUCCAAUUUUGAUUCACUGCAAACACGGGAAACACAGGACAGGUUGUGUUGUCGGUUGUUACAGGAAAGUGAAGAACUGGUGUUUGUCUUGUGUGCUAAAAGAAUACCAGCGGUUUGCAGGGGAGAAAGCCAGGCCAAGCGAUAUGAAUUUUAUUGAGAAUUAUGAUACUAGUUCAUGCCUUGGUCAGAGAUUUUACAGUGGAAUCAGUUACGGGAAGCAGUGUUUGGUUUACCAAGAAGAGAUGGCGAACAACAAUGCACUGGCAGCCGCAACCGCUGGUGGUGCAAAUAUAGGCUUGAUGUGGGGGGUAUCGGGUUAGGGAAUAUGACAUUUGCAUUGCAAUUUCGCUUACUUUAUUAACCAUGACUUGCAAAAUUUCGAGUCGAUGAGUGAACAUGUACAUAUGUAACUUCAAAUUUAAGAGGCUUGUUUUGUUUAACUGCGCAUCUUAUUUGCUUUGGCCUUUACAAUAUACUGAGAACUGACACCUUUCAUGUCAGAAAACCAAAAUACAAAUAAAAUAUGAAAAUUUACAAACAAGCAAG